This is a messenger RNA of Panicum hallii, 1721 nucleotides long. RefSeq names its product MEIOTIC F-BOX protein MOF-like. Bases 275 to 1525 code for a protein of 416 amino acids. The record is from RefSeq and is a predicted model, not a curated record. Lineage: Eukaryota; Viridiplantae; Streptophyta; Magnoliopsida; Poales; Poaceae. Gene Ontology annotation, molecular function: protein binding. The transcript is spliced from 4 exons.
AGGUCAUCCACGGAUCCACCGGUCCCACGCCGGACAGUCUCCAGCGGCAGCCGGCGGCCGGCGACAGAGGGAACGGCGGGGCGGGCAGCGCCCGUCCAGGUCGCGAGCUGCCAGUGGGGGGCGACCGGGGGAGGUAGCGCACGCGGCUUCCAGGAGCGGCGGGGCGGCGUCCGGGCGUCUAGGGAGUGAAUAACUUCUGUAACAUCAAAUAGCCAUCCAGCAAAUCUUGGCCAUCGGGAUCCAGACAACCAGACCCCCGUGAAAGCAGGUGGAGAUGGCGCAACCUGAGCCAAUUGCGAAGCGCAGCACGGCAUGUAGCCAGGGUGUAGCUGGUGCUGUGGACAGGCUUAGUGCGCUGCCGGAUGGGGUCAUCCACACCGUGUUGUCCUUCCUCCCAGCCCCGGAAGUUGUGCGGACAUGUCUGCUGUCACGGCGGUGGAGAAGCCUUUGGCGCUCUGUGCCCCGCAUCAACCUCGAUAUGAAGGACUUCGGGAUCUCCAUGAUGACCACCCGUGAUGGUGCCCUGGAGGAGAAGUGGGCCAGGUUUGAGGAUUUCGCCACCAACCUGCUGUUGUUCCAUGAUAAUACCUCGUCCUUGGGUGAAUUCCGUCUUUCAUCGCACAUCUAUAACCAGCGUCAUGUGGACCGAUGGAUUCGCCGUGGCAUCGAGUACUGCCCUUCUCUGCUCAAAAUUCUGAUAUAUCCUUGCUUCAAGUUGCCACCAAUAGUGGGCUCAAAUUUUUGUCAUCUUAAGACGCUGAAUCUUCGCAAUGCGGAUCUGGGUAGCCAUUUCACGGGCCUGCUCUGUUCUACCUGCCCUGUCAUGGAAGAUUUGGAGCUUGAAAACUGCGAGUUUUCUGGCAAUUCUUCUCAACGCAUUACAUCAUCGACACUGAAAAAGUUGGUAUUAGACUGUUGUGUGAACAACACAGGUUAUCCAUUGUUGAUCGCAGUUCCUAGCCUUGCAAAUCUCUGUCUCAUGUAUGGAUGCUACCAAUCUUGUAUUUCUUUAUGCAAGAUGGAUUCCCUUGUCAAGGCAGAGAUUCAUGUUGCAGAAUACGGAAAAACUUUGCCUCAGCAUUCCCAGCGUGAGCUUCUUUGUAGCCUCUACAAUGUGACAAGCUUAAAGUUGUUGGGUUUUCAAGUGAAGGGGAUGCUGAAUGAGAAGUCUGAUAAAUUCCCAAUAUUUCGUAAUAUGCGAACCUUGGAACUUGAUAGCUGUUUUCUUGAGGAUUAUGAACUGUACGAAAAAUUAGAGGCUCUAGGGAGCUUUCUUCAGAGCGCACCUUGUUUGGAGAAGCUUAUUUUGAAGUAUUGCAUGUUCUAUUGGUUUUUUGGUGCGAAGAGCGGUAUAGAAAGGAAAAAUAUCACUCUGCACUGCCAGGAUGGAAAGACCUUCCAGUGUCCAAAGCUGAAGUUGAUAGAAGUCAUCUAUGAUCAGGACAAUGAUCACGAACUAGUUGAACUUUUGUGGAGCCUCGGGAGGAGCCUACCAGAUGCCAGCAUCAAACUUAAGAAAAUCUGAGGAGUUUCUUGCCUAGCCCAUUUCUUUGUGCAAUCUUCGGUGAGGCAUUUGUCUUGCACAUUUCUUAGCAUAUUGAGUGGACGUGUAUGUGCGCUGUGUGGGCAUGAAUUGGCCAUAGGUGUUCCAUUCUGUAUUGAACUUAUUUGAUGUAGGAUACUUUUUUUCAGAUAUGAUUAUGAGUUUUAAGAUGAAUUUA